GUGCAAAUAGAAGUUCCGUCAGUUGCAUCGUUCCAUUGCCCUCUCUCCAUUCGUAACCUGUGAGUGUAAGAAAGCAACGGCAGAUCAGGAGAACUGUAGGUGAUGCUAAUUUCGUGCUUUGGGGUAUGAGGUAUACGAGAAUCUUCGCAAAAUAUUGAGGAAAUGUCUUUCUUGAAGCAUCUUCAGCAUGCUGUGGAAUCCUACUUUUUCGUAGUGCAGUUGUCCAGAUCUGCUACCUUUUCAGAAAUCUUCAGCUACACAGCUUGCCGACAGGUGUUGCAACUGUUCUUGGCAUUAAUUUUCUUCCAUGUAUCUGAAUACUUUCUGGCAAUUUCCUUCCACGGGAGAUCAAAUGUGACGCUGAGGUCUCUUUUGUUUUCCAAAAGUUAUAUUCUGGCUAUGACUUUUGCACUCCUGGAGUACUGUUUGGAAGUUUACUUCUUCCCUGGGUUAAAGGAACACUGGUGGAUCAGCAACAUUGGACUUGCAAUACUUGUAAUGGGGGAAGUCAUACGGAAGAUGGCGAUUAUAACAGCUGGUCAGGCCUUCACUCAUCUUAUUAAGAUUUAUCACGAGGAGCAUCACAAAUUAGUCACUAGUGGAGUCUAUAGCUUUGUUCGUCAUCCAGGAUAUUGUGGGUUUUUCAUUUGGUCGAUUGGCACUCAGAUAAUGAUGUGCAAUCCGAUAUCAACAGUUGCAUUUGCCGUAGUUGUUUGGAGCUUCUUUGCGAGACGGAUACCGUAUGAGGAGUAUUUCUUGAGGCAGUUUUUUGGGUCAGAGUAUGAUGAAUAUGCCCGUCGGGUUCCUUCUGGUGUUCCAUUUGUGAAAUAAGAAUCUACAGUUAUUGUGAAGUGGGAGAUCAAUCUUCUUGCGAUUCAGAAAGGGUACGUGGAGGGAGCAUCAAUCAAACUGAUAUCAAGAAGUUAUAGCUAAAAUGUUUAUAAGAUGGAAGCCUUUGGUUUGACGGUAUCACUCCCCCAAUAUAUGAAACUUUGAGUUCUCUUGUUAGUCAGGAUUUUAAUAUGUAUUUAGUGCGUAACUUAUUAAUUCACAUGAAAUCAUGCAUCUUACUGGUUUUUCCA
Molecule: messenger RNA, 1082 nt
Organism: Rhododendron vialii
Lineage: Eukaryota; Viridiplantae; Streptophyta; Magnoliopsida; Ericales; Ericaceae
Product: protein-S-isoprenylcysteine O-methyltransferase B-like
Exons: 3
Coding region: 163-831 (222 amino acids)
Biological process (GO): C-terminal protein methylation
Cellular component (GO): membrane; endoplasmic reticulum
Molecular function (GO): protein C-terminal S-isoprenylcysteine carboxyl O-methyltransferase activity
Source: RefSeq, a predicted model, not a curated record